Planococcus citri (citrus mealybug) is the source of this 3559-nucleotide messenger RNA. Its product is annotated as serine protease snake-like. Bases 183 to 1310 code for a protein of 375 amino acids. The transcript is spliced from 7 exons. Gene Ontology annotation, biological process: proteolysis. Lineage: Eukaryota; Metazoa; Arthropoda; Insecta; Hemiptera; Pseudococcidae. Gene Ontology annotation, molecular function: serine-type endopeptidase activity. The record is from RefSeq and is a predicted model, not a curated record.
UCGAGGAGAGUUCACAGGAAAGAAAGCGGAGAUGCGAAGACCGUUAUGAAUGAUAAAACAGCUAGAUUCGUCGAAGGACGCGAGCUCCACAAUUGUUUUGCUUCACGUGUUCGCGUUGUCGUGGUUUUAUGAGUUUAUACAUUUUUUUUCAUUAUCAAUUUUGAUCGAUAAAAAUCCAAAAAAUGUCGAAGUUUUGGAUAAUUUUCUGCGUUGUUUUAGAAUUGUCGCAAGAUGCUCACUUGAGUCGUAACGCCUCGUAUCGCUUCUGUAGGGAAUCCGACCAGCGUUGCGUACUGCUCGCCGAAUGUUCCAAUUCAAGAUCGCUUAUUACCAGUAAACAAGCUGAACUAUGCGGUUCCGAAGAAGAAAUUGAUGAAAGCCAGGCGAUAUGCUGCAAUUUGACAAAUAUCGCCGAGUCCGUAGCUUUGCAAAAAUGCCAAGAGUACAGCAAAUAUCGAUAUGAGCAAAAAGGGAAAGCAGAUGAACCAUCAUUGACUGCCAGAAUAAUCGGAGGAACCCCAACUCAAAUCAGCGAAUAUCCUCACAUGGCUCUCAUAGGAUUCGAAAUAAAAUUAGACGAGUAUAACCUUACCUUCGUUGAGUGGAAUUGCGGUGGUAGUUUAAUCAGCGAAAAUUUCGUCCUGAGUGCUGCACAUUGUGUUCACGAAUCACGCGGUCCACCACGAUGGGUUUUACUCGGAGACCCGAACGUACCUACAACCGUAGAAGACGCCAAGUCAAACGUUUACGAAAUAAUCAAAAUUCACGAUCACCCAAAUUACAACGUAUCGUCGCUCUACCAUGAUAUUUCCCUAUUCGAGUUGAAUACUAACGUCACAUUCAGCCCUUAUGUAAGGCCCGCUUGCCUGUAUACUUCAACCACUGAUUUACCCAUCAACACUAGAGCGAGCAUUACUGGAUGGGGAAGAAUAGGCGAAACCGAAGCUUUCAGCAAUAGGUUACUGAAAGCGACUAUAAACGUAGUCGAUCAUGAAAAUUGCAGAACUUCAUUUGAAGGCACUACUCGCAAGUUGGCGCGUGGUUACGAUUCAGAAGCCAUGAUUUGUGCUGGAGAUGUAGACACGGGCAGGGAUGUAUGCACGGGUGACGGUGGAGGACCGCUACAGAUCUCGAUAUCAAAACAACCUGGCAUGUGGAAUAUUAUAGGAGUGUCAUCUUUCGGCCCUAGUAUUUGCGGAAAUCACGAAGAUCCGUCAGUUUAUACUAAAGUGUCACACUAUCUGCUUUGGAUCCGGAGUAUAGUUUGGCCUCAGUGGCGUAGCCAGGGCGUAUAUGGAGCGGGGUUUUAGUUGUUAGAGAAAGGUCCAAUUUUUUCCGUGAUGAGAGAAUAUGUACAUACAUAAAAGAACAAUGUUUUUUUUUUUUUUUUUCUAGGAAGAGAUUCAUUAUUUAAGCUUCAGAAUUUCAGAUUUUGAACGAUUUUCUUUUAGAAAUUUCAGGUUUGGAAAAGAAAAGUAAAAAGGCCAAAACAAAUUGAGGGCAAAAUCUAUCGAAAUAUCGUGUUUUGAGAAGUAAAAAACAGUUUUUUAAUGUGAGCAGUUUAUUUUUGGAUUUACAUGCACAUUUUUUUUGAUUUCGAAUACCUAAUAAAUUAUGAUGUUUUUUACAAGAAGUCAAUUUCGUAAUUUCAUUCGACAUUUUCAAGAGUUAGGUAGCUCUAUCUUGAACAGGUGCAGAAAUUUAGAAAUAGAAAAACUGUACUCAGCUAGAGCAAAGUGAGAGCAAAAUAUUUCAAAAAUGUGCUAUCAAGUUUCAAAAAAGUCGCUAAAUACUUAAGUCUCUUUCUUAAGACUGAAAAUUUUAAAAUAGGCACCUAGGAAUAGCUAAAAUAAACAAAAAAUGUAACAUUUGAGAAUUUAAGUAGCCAGAAGAUAUGAAUGGGAUACGAAUUGAUCGUAGUUCAUAGCUAUUGACUUAUUAUUACCUAUUUAUUCAUUACUGUACCCACCUACUUAUAUGGUUUGUCAUAAUAUUAUGCAUGUGCAAUGGAGAAAUUUUAGCAGCGAUCCUGCGCCCAUGGGGGGGUCUCGACCCCCUAACCCCCCCCCCGGCUACGCCUCUGUUUGGCCUUGACAGUUGACAGCGGCCAUUUUAUACGUGAUUUCAAACAAAUAUAACUACAGCAAUUCACCUACAGAAUGUUUCGAGAAUCCGACUAAUUAAUGACUAUAGAAGAUGACUUUCACGAACUGGUUUUCAGAACAGUGUCCGUUUGAUGAAUUUCUCAACAAGUUGAAAAACUUUGAAAGUAGGUACCCUUCUUAUGUUUCCAUAGUCGAUGAAAUUAGGAAAAAAUUGCCUUUUGUCUCGCGUGUUGAAAAACCAGAACUUUCCUAUGGUGAUUUGGAUUCGAAAAUACAUCAAAACCCGACAAAAACUCACACACAUCUCAAAAAAAAAACAAAAACAAAAAAAAUGCAAAAAAAAUUGUUGAAAUUGAGAAAAACUGACUAAAACAGGAAGCAGAGGAAAGAUCGAAAUCUGGAGAGAAAAAAAUUAGUCAAAGAAUAGUGUUUAAAAAUACCUCCCUGUUGUCUCCUUUCAAAAUCAAAAUCACUACUCUCUAAAACUCUAAAAAUAAAAUUCGAGAGCGAAAUUUAAAACGAAAAAACAUCUCCAAAAAUUAGAGAAAUUCUGCUACCUAAAAUUUUAAAAGUUGAAAAAAAAAUCACGAGGAUCCCAGAAUGCAAAUUUGAUCAAAAGUAGGAAAACUCCUCCAAAAAAAUUAGAGUAAAAAGCACUAAAAUUUAAUGAAAAAAAAAACAUGGUGAAAAUUGAAAAAACAAAGCACUCGCGAAAAUUCACAUAAAAUCUAUGAUAAUUCAAAAAGAAUGACGCGAGGAAAAAAAUCAACAAAGCACCAAAAAAAAUCGAAAUGAAACCAUCAAGUCUCAAAAGUCCAAAACGAAUUCUCAAAAACUCAAAAAAAAAAACUGUAAAACGGGAAAUUCCACAAAAAUUUGCCCGGAAAAAUUGGGAGAAAUUGUUAUAAACAUUACGAAAAUUAGGCAGAAAAGCGAAUCAAUAAGAUUCAACGCAAAAUCGUGGAAAUGACAAAAAUUGAAAACUCUCGAAAAUUCAGUUAAUGAAAAAUCAUUGAAAAUUUAGAACUGAGAACUCACGAGAAUUAAAAGUAGUUAUAUGACUUCAGAAAAAAAUUAAAAACAAUUUCGAGAAAAAUCCUCGAAAAAAAAAUGUUUGAAGAGAGAGGAAAUCCGGAGGACCUUUCCCCAUUACUCGUAGAGAAGGGGAAAGCAGAGAAGAAUCAACGAAUAAAAGAUUAUCAAGAUGAAAAAAAAAAAAUACACCACAAAAGGUGAAAAAUGUAAGCGAAUAAAUCACUAGUUUUUUUAAAUCACCAGACUCGAAAAAAGUAACUCUGAACAUGACAAAAAAAUUAAUCAAAAUUAAGGCACGAUUUUUGUAAAUAGGUAUAAUUGGCUACGUUAGAUAUUAGUAGAAUUAUUUAUGCUAAAAAAUAUGUCUUAAGAAUGCCAUUUAUGUGAAAUAAAAUUGCGAGUAAAUUUCGUGAAACGUU